Messenger RNA from Asterias rubens (European starfish), 2216 nucleotides. RefSeq names its product programmed cell death protein 2-like. The coding region runs from base 1 to 1359 and encodes 452 amino acids. Gene Ontology annotation, cellular component: cytoplasm. NCBI's taxonomy places the organism in Eukaryota, Metazoa, Echinodermata, Asteroidea, Forcipulatida, Asteriidae. The record is from RefSeq and is a predicted model, not a curated record. The transcript is spliced from 6 exons.
AUGGCUGCGCCCGUUGCCACCGAAGCUCACAGUCACACGCUGAUCGGAGUUUGUGAUGAGAAAAUAGAAGCUUCCCACGUUACUAGUUGGCAAUGUAAUAAACUAGGAGGAUAUCCUGACUGGAUGUGUCUAAACAGCCUGGUGGAACCAACAUGUGCUGCAUGUAGGAAUACUCUGCGUCUAGUCACACAGUUAUACUGCCCUCUGGAGGGCUCGCAGUAUCACCGAACUCUGUAUAUCUUCACAUGUAUUGCAGUAGAGUGUUUGAACAAGCAAACAAGUUGGAGAGUAAUCCGCUGCCAGCUUCCCAGCACCAAACUUCUCCAGGAAAAUGCAGAAAAAGAACAGGAAGAAACUCCACAAAAGGUCGCCAUGGCAACAGAGGAUUGGUGUGAUGAUGCGGAUGAUUGGGGAAGCGAGUCAGACGGAGAAUCAGAUCCAAUCAGUUGCUUAGCAACACCUCUAACAGAGAACCAAGUCAUGAGUUCAUCAUCGGCAACUACUAAGUACGACGACAGUGAAGAAUGUCCCAUCGCUAUGACAACACAUCCAUCAACGAACAUGUCAACGAAUGAAAGAAUAGAGAAACCAAUGAACGACCUCAAGUUAUCAACUCAUGACAAAGUUGUAGAUAUGCAUUCUAUAGGACAGCCAACCAAUGAUAAAAUUAAUAGUGCCAUGAAAGCAACACAUGAUGAUGUCAUCAAUGUCAUGAAAAACUUGUCAAUUACUACAGAAACUACAGCAAAAAGCUCUUCAGUAAAAGACUGUUUAGAUGUACUGUCCUUAAAACCAUUCUAUGUGAGUGUAUUUGAUGAACCAUCUUCAUCCUCAUUGGCUCCUGAACUGACCAAUCAUGCAAGAGAAUUGAUGCUGAAUUAUCAGCAGAGGGAGGGAGUUAACGUCUUGGAAUGGCAGGAGCAGAGCUUACAAAUGAGCAGUGUUUCGGCUGGAUCAGAUGAAGUCUAUGAGAAAACAACAGCAAAACACGGAGAUAGAUUCUACCAGAAAUUCUCAAAGAAACUACAACUAUGUCCUGAGCAGUGUAUAAGAUAUAGUUGGAAUGGUCGACCCCUCUACAUAACAUCACCAAGCGAGGGCAGUAUAAUCCCGGCCUGUCCGUACUGUAGUGGAGCGAGAGUCUUUGAGGUUCAACUAAUGCCACCACUUAUCAGUGUAUUAAAGACUACAACCCCAUCAGAUAUCUCCCUUGAUUUUGGAGUUGUGAUAAUUUAUACAUGCAAGAGGAGCUGUUGGAAUGAACCAUGCCAGCCUGGUCAAUUCCUUUACAGAGAAGAACAUGUAGUACUCCAAGCUGAUCCUGAUAGUUCACUUAUAAACCAGGCUACAUUUGUAUGACCCUAGAUACAUUCUUCAAAAAAUAGUGGGUAUAGAUCGUAUUGAAUAUGACGUCACCGUUCAAAUAUUUGCCCUACAAGAUGGCUACAUUUGUAUAACCCAAGAUACAUGUACAUUCUUCAAUAAAGUAUCAUCUUUCUCAAUAAAUAACGGGUAACAAUUCUAUAGUUGUGAAGUGGAUUUGGUGAAAUUGUGAUUUUGCAUACACUUUUAUCUUGAAACAACUGGCGACAAUUUCACAAAGAGUUAGGAUUGGUCUUAACUGUUUAUAAAUCUUAAAAUGCUAAGCAAAUUAUUAAGUCACAAUACAGUCACUACUGCAAUUCAAUUAAAUUCAAUUCCAUUCAACAGAAUUAAAUUCAACAGAACAUAUUUAUAAUAAUGAUAAUGAUUCAAAAUUUCUUAUGACCAAACAUAUUCAGAGGCAAAAUACAAGACAAGCAUAAAUCAGAAGAUGCUAAGAUUAUCAAAGUAGUAUACAGGGGAUAUUAAGAUUUUCACACUAAAAAAAGGUGGAUUAACACAAUAUAUAUACAGUCAGUCAAAUAUCGUGAUGCGUGUUUCACAGAUUUUUAUUAAUUUUUAAUAAGUAUACAGUAACUUAUUGUUAUUUUUGCUGAAAUGUCUUCAACACUUUCUUCUGUAAAGCAGUGAUAUUAAAUUUAAGAUCUUUUUAUUGAACCACACAUGGCAGUAUGCAUAGGAACAUGACUUUAAUACCCAAAAGAGGGUUGGUCCAAUUUGUGGCCUACUUGAACAAGCUAAUAAAUAGACUCGAGAAAGUUUUCCUUUAAAGGCAGUGCACACUAUUGGUAAUUACAUGUACUCCAAAUAAUUAUUAUCAUAAAACCUGUCUU